GGGAGGGCAGCUCUCACCCUGGCUGAUAGUUCUGUGGUCUGGAUCUAUCUACUAGAUGAAUUCUGUUGGAAGAUGAAACACGGCAGGUUUCUGGCUAGCCUGAUACUGGCUGUCCUUCUCUUCCAAGUGAGCCCCGUUGAAGUGGAGGAGCUUGAGGACAAAGUGUUUGUGAACUGCGACAACAACAUCACGUGGAUAGAGGGAAUGAGGGGAGACCUGAUAAGCAACAGAUAUCUGAACUUGGGAAAACGCAUCCUGGACCCACGAGGACUGUAUAAAUGCAAUGGGACAUACAACAACAACCCUGUGUCUACUUUGCAAGUAUAUUACCGAAUGUGCCAGAACUGUGUGGAGCUGGACUCGGCUACACUGGCUAGCAUUGUUGUCACUGACAUCAUCGCCACUCUGCUCCUUGCUUUGGGAGUCUAUUGCUUUACUGGACAUGAGACUGGAAGGCUUUCUAGGGCUGCUGACACUCAAGCUCUAUUGAGGAAUGACCAGCUCUAUCAGCCCCUUCGAGAUCGGAACGAUGCUCAGUACAGUCGUCUUGGUGAAAACUGGCCUCGGAACAAGCGAACCUGAGACUUGUGGUUUAUAAGAGCUUCACUUAUGGACUGUACCUUCUCUUCUUGCUCAACCAAUAAAGAUGUCCUCUCUUACUCA
Hipposideros armiger (great roundleaf bat) is the source of this 663-nucleotide messenger RNA. It is a transcript of the gene CD3D, whose product is annotated as CD3 delta subunit of T-cell receptor complex. Gene Ontology annotation, cellular component: alpha-beta T cell receptor complex; membrane; external side of plasma membrane. NCBI's taxonomy places the organism in Eukaryota, Metazoa, Chordata, Mammalia, Chiroptera, Hipposideridae. Gene Ontology annotation, biological process: positive thymic T cell selection; cell surface receptor signaling pathway. The transcript is spliced from 5 exons. The coding region runs from base 73 to 582 and encodes 169 amino acids. The record is from RefSeq and is a predicted model, not a curated record. Gene Ontology annotation, molecular function: transmembrane signaling receptor activity.